AUGGCGGCCCAGUUCGAGAAUCUUCCAGACGAGCUCAAGCUGGCCACAGCGGCUCACGUGAAGUACAUACAGAGCUUGGAUACUCGCAAAGACGAGUACGACUACUGGCUGACGGAGCACCUGCGCCUUAACGGUCUCUACUGGGGCCUCACUGCGCUGCACCUUCUGGGCCACCCUGACGCGCUUCCCCGCGCCGAAACCAUAGACUUCGUUCUCUCGUGCCAGCACGAGAGCGGAGGCUUCGGGGCCGCGCCGGGCCACGAUGCUCACAUGCUCUAUACAGUUAGUGCUGUACAGAUCCUCGUCAUGAUUGACGCCUUGGAUGAGCUGGAGGUGCGCGGCAAGGGGAAGGCUCAAGUGGGCAAGUUCAUUGCAGAUCUUCAGAACCGUGAAAGCGGAACUUUCGCAGGUGACGAAUGGGGCGAGGAGGACACCCGCUUCCUCUACGGCGCGCUGAAUGCUCUCUCGCUACUCGGUCUGCUUGAUCUGGUGGAAGUCGACAAGGCUGUCAACCACAUCGCCGCGUGUACCAAUUUUGACGGCGGCUAUGGUGUGAGUCCCGGCGCGGAGUCCCACUCGGGUCAGAUCUUCACCUGUCUCGCGGCGCUCUCCAUCGCAGGGCGUCUGGAUCUUGUGGAGAAGGACAAGCUGGGUCGGUGGUUGAGUGAGAGGCAAGUUGCGGCUGGCGGCCUCAAUGGUAGGCCCGAGAAGGAUGAGGACGUGUGCUACAGUUGGUGGGUGCUGAGCAGCUUGAGCAUCAUUGAUCGGACGCACUGGAUCGACCGGCAGAAGCUCAUCACCUUCAUCCUCAGGUGCCAGGAUACGGAGCUCGGCGGCAUCUCAGAUCGGCCAGGGAACAUGGUGGACGUGUGGCAUACCUUGUUCGGCCUUACGGGUCUCAGCUUGCUGGGGUAUCCGGGCAUGGUGGAGGUCGACCCUGUGUAUUGCAUGCCGAGAGCGGUGACCGAGAAGGCAUUGGGAAAGAAGACACAGUGA
Molecule: messenger RNA, 996 nt
Organism: Colletotrichum siamense
Lineage: Eukaryota; Fungi; Ascomycota; Sordariomycetes; Glomerellales; Glomerellaceae
Gene: BET2
Product: Geranylgeranyl transferase type-2 subunit beta
Exons: 2
Coding region: 1-996 (331 amino acids)
Biological process (GO): protein geranylgeranylation
Cellular component (GO): Rab-protein geranylgeranyltransferase complex
Molecular function (GO): Rab geranylgeranyltransferase activity
Source: RefSeq, a predicted model, not a curated record